Molecule: messenger RNA, 3768 nt
Organism: Sebastes umbrosus (honeycomb rockfish)
Lineage: Eukaryota; Metazoa; Chordata; Actinopteri; Perciformes; Sebastidae
Product: transmembrane protein 184B-like
Exons: 11
Coding region: 178-1458 (426 amino acids)
Biological process (GO): transport
Molecular function (GO): transporter activity
Source: RefSeq, a predicted model, not a curated record
UACCAGUGAGCUGACCUGGUGAUGGUGAUGUGGAUGAAAUAACGGUAUCCCUUUCAUCAGCGUCGGAUGGGAAAUGGCGAGAUAAAAGCAGGGGUUUGCAUGGACUUGAGAUGAUGAUGAUGAUGAUGAACUGAUGCUUUGAUUCAGAGCAACGCAGAUCAAACCACUGCAGAGGAGAUGGGUCAACUUUGGCGGCGAGACAUCGCCCUGUCAAAGACGUUGGGGAAUGCCUCUCCUGUCGGCUUUGCCCCGGGGCCCCCAGCCACGGUGGCCCCACAACAGUCCAACUCCUCCUUGGUACCAGAAGCCCCGCUGGUCACACCAGAAGACCAAUUUUUCCUCAUGACCUCCACUGCCCAAACCAUAUCGGGAUUUUUUGUUUGGACAGCUCUUCUGAUCACAUGUCACCAGAUCUACAUGCACCUGCGCUACUACAGCUCUCCAAAUGAACAGAGACACAUAGUCAGGAUCCUCUUCAUAGUCCCCAUCUACGCCUUCGACUCCUGGCUCAGCCUCCUUUUCUUCACCAACGAGGAGUACUACGUGUACUUUGACACAGUCCGAGACUGCUACGAAGCCUUUGUCAUCUACAACUUCCUGAGUCUGUGUUACGAGUAUCUGGGAGGAGAGAGCGCCAUCAUGGCUGAGAUCAGAGGGAAACCCAUUGAGUCAAGCUGUGUGUAUGGGACCUGUUGUCUGUGGGGCAAGACGUACUCCAUUGGUUUCCUCAGGUUUUGCAAACAGGCGACUCUCCAGUUCUGUGUGGUGAAACCCCUGAUGGCAAUGAUUACUGUCAUUCUUCAGGCCUUCGGGAAAUACAGAGACGGAGACUUUAACGUGGCUAGUGGUUACCUGUACGUCACCAUUAUCUACAACGUCUCCGUCAGUCUGUCGCUCUACGCUCUCUUCCUCUUCUACUUUGCUACGCGUGAACUGCUUGUCCCGUACAACCCAGUACUCAAGUUCUUCAUGGUCAAAUCAGUCAUCUUUCUCUCCUUCUGGCAAGGGAUGCUGCUGGCCAUCCUAGAGAAGUGUGGAGCCAUCCCUCAGAUCAACUCGGCUGACUUCUCCGUGGGCGAGGGAACAGUUGCCGCCGGUUACCAAAACUUCAUCAUCUGCAUUGAGAUGUUCUUCGCUGCUGUUGCUUUGCGCCAUGCCUUCACUUACAAGGUCUACAUGGAUAAAAGACUGGACUCGUAUGGCUCAUUUCCUAUCUAUGGACAGUACGGUCGCUGCGCCCCAAUGAAGAGCAUCUCCAGCAGCCUGAAGGAGACCAUGAAUCCAGGCGACAUGGUCCAGGACGCCAUCCAUAACUUCUCCCCAGCGUAUCAGCAGUACACCCAGCAGUCCACACUGGAGCGGAGUGGGGGGCCGCCCCUCUCCCGCAGCCACAGUAACCUCAGCACCCGCGGGGACAACGAAAAGACCCUGCUGCUCAGCUCUGACGACGAGUUCUGAGACUCUCAAGCACACGCUCACUUUACUCCUCUAGCCCAUAUCGAAUUUUUACCACCUAUGUGAGACAAAUCUGAUCUUUUGUUGCCACUUUAACAUGGAAGAUCAGAUUCUGAUUUCUGUUUUUUUUUUUUACAUUUAGACAAUGAAACGAUCAGAUUCAUGUCAGUCUUAUGGAACUAUGGCUGACAGACUGUGGGAAGGGAUUGAGUGUUUUUAUAAGGAAAGAGAGGUCAUAAUUGGUACAGUAGGAAAAGAGGAUGGAGAAGUUACAAAUAUAGUCAGGGAGAAGAGAAAUCAAACCAGACAUUAGGUUUAUUAACUGGUCAAGUUGUCAUUUGUUUUGAUGUCACAGAGGCCAUUACUGACAGAGCUACUAUAUCACAUGGGUACAAAUAACCAUGCCUGCAUUUAGCGUCCUUGUCCUGCACUUUAAACACCACAGCAACAAAAAAAAAAAACGUUAUAAGGUGUGGGCUAGAGCAAACAAGUGCCAUCUUUAUCUGAAACACACGGCCUCCAUCUGUCAGUUUUUAUAUUGAUUCUCAAUCCAAACUCCUCCACACCCCUCUGCCAAUUCUGCCUCUUACCGAAACAUUGCCAAAUAGAGGGAGCACCCUGUUGCUCCAGUCAAUGAGACACACUGUCUUAAGAUUUAGAUCUAAGGAGCCUUUGAAUUGCCAGGCUUCAUUUUAAUAUAUAAGAUUUUUUUUUUUUUUAUUUAAAUGUUGUAUGACCUUGACGGUAAAGCUCAUUUAAAGAGUAGUUUGUUGGAAAAUUGUUAUUCCAGAGAUGUUCUAAAUAUUCCGUGUUUGUUUUCAUUUAGUUGUGGGUUUAUAUGAACAAGCGACUCAAAAAAAAAAGUGUAAUUGUGUGACUCCAGCUGUCGGCCCGACUCGGGCUCCUCGCGCAACGCUAUUGUUGGUGGAGAGGGAACAGCUGGAGGAGAGGUUUUAGCGUGGGCAGGGAGACUGACGGAAGGACAACACCCACACAGAUUACAGAUUACCGAAGAAGCAACACUUCCCCGCAGAGCCGGCCCAGCUGUGAUGUGCUGCGGAUUGUAAAUCCCAUAAUUAAGGGCAUUACAUGCAGCACAGAUCAGGCCUGCCUCUGCUGGUAUUGUUUAUAACGGCAUCACUGCUAUAGUAGUAGUGUGUUAGUCAGGACGUUGGUCGUUAUUACAGACGGAUAAGGCCACGAAAAGAUAUGUCAAUGCAAACAAGGCUUUAAAUCAGACUGGACAAAGGAGUAUAUGGGCAUUAAAAGUUGGUAUGCAAGAAGAUGCCAAUUGGUUUGUUAAGGGACACUAUAGCAGUGAUGCAUGGUAGAAAUAAUUGAGUCAGAUCCUUCAGGCCUGCCUGUCAUCCUCUGUUUCCUUUUACUAGAGUUAGUUCAUCAACUGAUGUUUAAUAUGCGUUUUAGCAGGGGCCAGUAUAGAAGCUGCUUGUGGCCGUGGUCGUAAAUGUUUGAUGGCAGAGCACAGCGAUAUAAAAGCUGAGUAGAUCCUUUCGACAGGUGACUUUAGGCCCACUGCCGCCUCUAAAUGUGCGAUCAUCGUUUUCCUCUUGUUAUGUUGAGUGCAAACAGAUUUUACAGAUUGACUCAAGACUGACUGACUGCAGGUAAACAAACAGUGAAGUCCUUGUUUGUGAUGAAUGUAGUCCAGGGGAGACAAAUUAACAGCCAAAUUAAUGUGCAUCCUCAAAAGAGCACAAUCAACUUCCUAAUGAGGAAAUCGUAUUCAGUUAGAGGAAUAAAGAAAGUGUUGGUUUCCUGCUGUGACUGCUAACCCACAUCCCUACCGACCACCUCCUACACUCAGUUGUUGACGCAUAACUUUUGCAUCUGACUUUCCGCUGAACUUGUGGUGCUUCGGUUGAAGGAAAGGUCAAGUGAAUUUGUUCUAUUAUUGUAACACUAACAUACUAGUAUUGGGGGGGGAAAAAGUGAAAUUCACUGCCUUUUACUCUGCCCCAAGCAUAUCAAACUCAAGCAUCUUGAUUUAAAAACACUAUCGAAUGAUAGUUUUGAUACUAUGUGAUUUAAAAGCUGAAUAUAUUAAACCAGGAAAUAUUAUACCAGAGAGGAAGGAAUGUUGUAAAUAGAGUCUAAGCACUGCGAAACAUUCAUGAUGAUGACUGUUGCUUGGUAUAGUGCUUUAGUUUUAAUAUUUGAAUUUUCAUAUAUUCUCCUAUUUUAUUUCUGUUGUACACUUUUUAAUUUGUAUAUUGGUAAUAUGAUCUCUUGUUUUGAUGCUAUGAUGGUUUCUGUUGGUGUUGAAAAGGAAAUAAAAUACAAAUGCAAGCAAGA